Gasterosteus aculeatus aculeatus (three-spined stickleback) is the source of this 2219-nucleotide messenger RNA. RefSeq names its product F-box and leucine-rich repeat protein 3, like (gene fbxl3l). Lineage: Eukaryota; Metazoa; Chordata; Actinopteri; Perciformes; Gasterosteidae. The record is from RefSeq and is a predicted model, not a curated record. Gene Ontology annotation, molecular function: protein binding.
AUGAAACGAGGAAGGACAGGUCUCAAAUCAAAGUGCUUCUCCUCUAAUGAGGGAUGCGCUCAGAGACGGAAGCGAGGCGUGUCCAGCUUUGCUCUGAAUUGAGCAGAGGACUGGGGCAACCUGCCCCACCACGUCAUCCUGCAGAUCUUCCAGAGUCUGUCCCUCGUUGAACAGGCCAGGGCGUCGUAGGUUUGUUGCUGUUGGAAUGAUGUCUUUCAUACCUCUGAUCUGUGGAGGAGGUUUGAGUUUGACCUCAAUCAGCCGGCCACGUCUUACCUGCGCUCCACCCACCCUGACCUGAUUCAGCAGAUCUUUAAGAAGCAUGCCCAGCACCUGCAGAACGUCAGCUUCAAGGUAGAAAGCUGCACAGAAUUUGCAGAGGCGGCCUGUGACAUUCUCUCCCAGCUGGUAGACUGUGCCAUUAAGACCUUGGGGUUGAUUCCCACAGCACAGCCCAGCGUCAUGGAUGUUUCUCAGGCCCUCUUUGUGUCUGCACUGACAUUGCUGUUUGUCAAUUCCAAGUCCCUGUCUUCUAUCAAGAUUGAUGAUACGCCAGCGGACGACCCGUCCCUGAAGGUGCUGGUUGCCAACAACAGCAACACUCUAAAGUUGCUGAAGAUGAGCAGUUGUCCUCAUGUUUCCCCGACAGGCCACUAAACAUUUUUAAGAAAUGAUAUAUAGAUAUAUGUUUUGUUUUUAUUAAUUAACAGACCAUUGAGUGAACCAGAAAUGAGUAUACAGAGAAACGGCGAGUUAUAUGGAACAAAGGUAUUGUCCGUUCUUGUAGUACAACUAGUCAGUGUAUUCCAUUUCAAGGCCUUGGUCCGACACUCACCCCAGGUCAACAUCCUCAUUAGGUUUGAGCCUUUUUUCCUCGAGGACUCUCCGGUCACCCACCUGUACUUUGGCCGGGCAGUUAGCAAAGAGAUGCCGGGCCGCGUCGGACUGAAUUGCCCUCGGCUGGUGGAGCUGGUGGUGUGCGCCACUGGCCUCAGCCCCCUCGAAGAGGAGCUGAUCCGCAUCGCAGAGCGCUGCAAAAGCCUGGGUGCCAUCGGGCUAGCCGAGUGUGAAGUGACCUGCAGUGGCUUUGUGGAGUUUGUAAAGCUGUGCGGGGAGGAGGUGUUGGUCCCGGACAGCAGCUACACCAUGGAGCAGAUCCACAGUGAGGUGUCCAAGCACCUGGGCCGCACGUGGGCCCCUGAUAUGAUGCCCACCUGGUAGGAUGACAUGUGGGCAGAGCGAAGGGACAGAAACAGAAACUCCUCGUUGUUCAUGGGUCAUUUCUAAAGAUCUCACAAAUGUUUCCUGAAGUAAUCGGCCUGUCGAGAUUUGUCUUCAUUCACAGACCUUGUGAUGGGACAUUGUGCAUUCAGUGGGUAUUAUAGUUUAUGAAGGAUGGUCUGAAUUUUCGUCUAAAGGAAGUGGAUCUGCUAUUGGCUAUUGUUAAAGAAACUAAUAGCAUCAAACAGCAUUUUCUACAUAAUAAUCAGCGUUUCUUGUUCAGUGAAUUCCAGGUUGUUUUGUGUGCUGAAAUGUGUUGAAAUUCUUUACCUUUACCUGCAUCCUUUAAAGUCUCAAAUCGACUCAUUCUAAAUUCACUAAUUUCCUAGGAUACAGUUUGGUGCGUCCAGCUGUCCAUAGAAAGAGGACCAACUAUAGUGAUACAUAUGCAGCACAGAGAGAAAAGGAGAAUCCUCCUUCAGGCAGAAUAGGUCUUUUCUAUUAUUGUCUAUUUACUACAGACAAGUAUAAAUUGGUAAAUUUCUUCCCAAAAACUCCAUAACUCCACUAAAUAUAUUGACAUAUAGAUAGAAUGUAGAAAUGUGCCCAAAACUUCACAAGGACCCUAUUAUACAUUGUUCUUCACCUAUAGUUUGUAAAAGUUAAAGCUGUGUAAGUGUAAGUUUUCAUUAAUAAAUAUUAACUAUAUAUUCAUAUCCAUAUAUAUUCACAGAAGAGUAUAGCCAUUUUCUGAUUCCAGUUGCACUUUUUUAAUAUAAAGUUCUCUAUUCACGUAGAAGCACGGGCUAAACAAAGGACGGUCACACCGGAUGUGAGUUCAAAAUAUGUGUUAGAUUUGGGUAAUUUCUCUAUUUUCAAUUUCCUUUUUCGAAGUUUGAAAUUCAUUUUGUGUAAAACACUUCUGUUAUAUUAAACACACUAGUCCCACAAUGUCCAGUGCACACUAACACAAUACAUUAAAAGAGCUGUAAAAAACA